Messenger RNA from Dama dama (fallow deer), 4743 nucleotides. It is a transcript of the gene PTGIS, whose product is annotated as prostaglandin I2 synthase. Lineage: Eukaryota; Metazoa; Chordata; Mammalia; Artiodactyla; Cervidae. Gene Ontology annotation, molecular function: prostaglandin-I synthase activity; monooxygenase activity; oxidoreductase activity, acting on paired donors, with incorporation or reduction of molecular oxygen. Bases 48 to 1550 code for a protein of 500 amino acids. The record is from RefSeq and is a predicted model, not a curated record. Gene Ontology annotation, biological process: prostaglandin biosynthetic process. The transcript is spliced from 10 exons.
GCCAGCCUCCCGCGCCCCGCCGCCUCAGCCCGGACGCCAGCCCUGCCAUGUCGUGGGCCGUGGUCUUCGGCCUCCUGGCCGCGCUGCUGUUGUUGCUGCUGCUGACCCGCCGGCGCACGCGGCGACCUGGUGAGCCUCCCCUGGACCUGGGCAGUAUCCCCUGGCUGGGCCACGCCUUGGAGUUUGGAAAAGAUGCUGCUGGCUUCCUCACUAGGAUGAAGGAGAAGCAUGGUGACAUCUUUACUGUGCUGGUGGGCGGCCGGCAUGUCACGGUCCUCCUGGAUCCCCACUCCUACGACGCGGUGGUGUGGGAGCCCCGCAGCAAGCUGGACUUCCACGCCUACGCCGUCUUCCUCAUGGAGAGGAUUUUCGACGUGCAGCUUCCGCAUUAUAACCCCGGUGAUGAAAAGUCCAAGAUGAAACCGACUCUCCUCCACAAAGAACUGCAGGCGCUCACGGAUGCCAUGUAUACCAACCUCCGAACUGUCCUGCUGGGUGACACCACGGAAGCGGGCAGUGGCUGGCAUGAGAUGGGGCUCCUCGAGUUCUCCUACAGCUUCCUGCUCAGAGCCGGCUACCUGACCCAGUACGGCGUCGAGGCACCCCCGCACACCCAGGAGAGCCAGGCUCAGGACCGCGUCCACUCAGCCGAGGUCUUCCACACCUUCCGCCAGCUGGACCUGCAGCUCCCCAAGCUGGCGCGUGGCUCACUGUCAGCGGGGGAUAAGGACCAGGUGGGCAAGGUCAAAGGUCGCCUGUGGAAGCUGUUGGCCCCAGCCAGGCUGGCCAGCCGGGCCCACCGGAGCAAGUGGCUGGAGAGCUACCUGCUGCACCUGGAGGAGAUGGGCGUGUCGGAGGAGAUGCAGGCCCGCGCCCUGGUGCUGCAGCUCUGGGCCACACAGGGGAACAUGGGUCCUGCUGCCUUCUGGCUCCUGCUCUUUCUCCUCAAGAACCCCGAGGCCCUGGCCGCCGUCCGUGGAGAGCUUGAGACUAUCCUCUUGGGAGCAGAGCAGCCCAUUUUGCAGAUGACCACCCUCCCACAGAAAGUUUUGGACAGCAUGCCUGUGCUGGACAGUGUGCUGAGUGAGAGCCUCAGGCUCACCGCUGCGCCCUUCAUCACCCGCGAAGUCGUGGCCGACCUGGCCUUGCCCAUGGCGGAUGGGCGGGAAUUCAGCCUGCGACGUGGGGACCGCCUCCUCCUCUUUCCCUUCCUGAGUCCCCAGAAGGACCCGGAGAUCUACACAGACCCGGAGGUGUUUAAAUACAACCGAUUCCUGAACCCUGAUGGAUCAGAGAAGAAAGACUUCUACAAAGAUGGGAAGCGACUGAAGAACUACAGCCUGCCGUGGGGGGCGGGGCACAACCAGUGCCUGGGGAGGGGUUACGCCGUCAACAGCAUCAAACAAUUCGUGUUCCUUGUGCUGACGCACUUUGACCUGGAGCUGAUCACCCCGGACGUGGACAUCCCCGAGUUUGACCUCAGUAGGUACGGCUUCGGGCUGAUGCAGCCAGAACACGAUGUGCCCAUCCGUUACCGCGUCCGGCCGUGAGCGCCACACGCCCAGCCUACCCCAUCACCCAACUUCCCGUGCCUGCGUUCAGCCUGGGUACCGGGCUUCGAACAUCCAACAGUGCCAGCAUUACCCCUUCCCUGCUGUUCUUCAGAAGACUGUGCUUGGGGGCGGGGUGGGGGGUGGGGAGAAGAAUGAAGAAAAGACACCAAGAGCUGCACAGAUUAUCUGCGGCAAAGUUCCAACGUGAGACUUUGUGCUCCCAGCUCCUCCCACCUUUGUGAAAUCCGCUAAAGCUACGGGUGUAUGUGCUCAGUCGUUCAGUCGUGUCUGACUCUUUGUGGCCCCAUGGACUGUAGUUUGCCAGGCUCCUCUGUCCACCGGAAACGUUCCAGGCAAGAAUACUGGAGUGGGUUGCCAUUUCCUGCUCCAGGGAAUCUUCCCAACCCAGGGACCGAACCUGCAUCUCUUGCAUCGCUAGCAUUGGCAGAUGGAUUCUUUAUACUGCGCCACCUAAAGCUGCAGCAGACAGGUCAGACUAAGAGACCUCCUCACUGCUCUGUCACCAACCCCCAAGGGACCACCAUCCAAUGCCCUGGGUGUGGUCCAGGCCAUAACAAGUCAAAGCAGACGCUGGCCGUAAAAAGGCCAUUCAGGGUCUAGCAGUACAUCUAUUGAUAUAAACUCGGUCCCUGAACUGUUAUUAAACUACCUAAAAGCCAAAGAGUCUCUUAGCAUAUCCGCUUUCCUGGGUGCCCCCUUCACUAGACACCUCCCCUAUCUCUCUGUUCACACCGAUCCUUGAGAAAACGCAGGAGGGUUUCCCGAGGCUGGAGCUUCCACGGUGCGGGCCAGGGGCGGCCUCUGGAUGCUGGGCUGUGAGGAGCAGGCUUCUCAGUGUUAAGAGUUCUGGGCUCCACAUGGGAUGGGCUCUCCCAGUGCGGGGACUCAGGCAGGGAACUCGCAGGACACAGCCCAGACGGGGUGGCCCCUGUGAAAGCAAGCAGCCAGGACUCCUGGGGCUGGUGGAGCCAAACAAGAGGAGACCUUGGUUUCCUCCAUUCUAACUCAGGAGCUCCAGCUCUGGGCCCCAUCCAGAUUGCAGGCCUGUUUCGUUUGGCCCACAUUUAUAGAAAAUACGGUAGUAUUACCUUGGCAUCUUUGGAAGAAUUGAUUAAAAAUGUCCAACUUCUCCUGAAAACGUGAAAGAUCUGUCCACACUGGGCCCGUGUUCCCAAGGGCCACCAUUAGCCAGAGCCGAGUAGCAGUGGUCUCCUUUAGCUGAAGCCCAUGCGCUCUGGGUCACCAGCAUUUCUACUUGGUCUGCUUUUCCAUUCACAGUACCUCCCGUCCCCCGAAGGCACCGAAGUUUGAGAGCCUUGUUUCUACUCUUAGAGGUGGUAUUGUAGGAGGCGGUGGAUUGUUUCUCAGACCAACGGUCCUUUCUAUCCUGGGUGCACCACCUUUUGAUCAAACAGAUCAGUGAUGAAAACCUGCCUUUGCAUUUAGGGAAGAAAACAAAAGACAGAUCAAAGAGAAAAAUUGCCUAGAAGCCGUUAUUAGGAUGAUAAGUAUUCUCGUUAAUAUUAGGUCCUGUUUAUUGAAGACCCUCUAAAUGCCUGUGACAGGAACAGUUUCUAUUUUGAUGGCAUCUCUGGGAAGAGAGGAUGGUUACACGCUCUUUAUAGAUGAGGAAAUGGGCUUCAGAGAGGUAAAGUGACCUGCCCAGGGUCACACAGCUUACAAGCUAAUAGAAUUUCACAGACAGACUUACUCUCCCAGCAGCAAAUGCUAGAUGGACAGCUCUGUGCUCCUUGAGCUCAGAGGGGUAGUGGAGGGGCAGUUCUGUUUGGCAUCAGACCGCAGAGCCCGAGGCACCCAUGGGUGGAUGGAGACACGCAUACACACAUAACUAGGUCUCUGUAGCUUCAGCUGAAGGGAUAAGAGAAGACCUGAGAUCUCUGAAUGUUCUGGGGUCCAAUCUCUUCUCAGGGAGGCACCAGGGCUUAGAGGCUUCCCUGGCCCCCUAGCCCCCAGGCGGCCCCAGGAUUCCCAGACAGUCUUUGUGAUUGGCAGGAGGCAGGAUAUCCCCAGGGAAACCCAUCUUCACGCCUGGGUGACCCCCGCUGCCGCCUGCUUCUUAACUCUGCAGGAAAUAGGAGCUGGCAGCCUCCUGAGGGAGGAGGAGCCGGUUUCCAUGGCAACCCUCAGCUGCCUCAUCCUGACUUGGAGGGGAAGGAAGGAGGCCGGCAGAAAUAGCUCCGGGAAGAUCUCUGGCGCGUGGCUUCCACCCUGAUGUGCUCGGGAAAAGCCCUCUGAUUAUCCCCUUCCACAUUAGGGCUGCUUUGUCGCUGAGACUAGAUUCUCACCCAUAUCCAAAAGAGAGCCUGUUUCCUUUAAAGGGGACACCACCUGGAAGCCACAAUCAUUAGGAAGAGACAAUUCUCCCACCAGGCAGCCCCAGCUGGUAUUGGAGAUAUUGAAGUACAGCUUGGGAGAAAGUGCUUUGAACCCACCUUUGUUUUCAUCUUUUUAAUUUUUUCUUUUUUUCCUUUCUUCUAAAAAUACUGAGGUCGGAAAUACCCGGACGUUGACCUAACGGAGUGUUUCUGUACCACCAUCAGGAUUAUUAUUUUUUGCUGUAUUUUGUAUGGUUGUUUACCAGUUUAUUUCCUUUAAGUGGUCUCAUUUUUUAAAACUUAAAUUUGUUUAAAAGGGGAGCUUUUUUUCCCACUGCCGGUAACUGACAACAUGUAUCACUUGCUGCCAAAAAUAGAAAGUGACUGUGAAACAUAAAUCUGGGGAGGGGUCCCCUGUGCGGGUGUCACCAAGGCUCAGAGCCUGAGCUGUGUCUUCUGAGUUACAGAAAGGAACAGACAAGUGUUUGAGCGGCGUUAAGGCCACGCCAGCAGCACCCUGAGACUUGGACCUCGACAGUCACGGGGUGAAGGGGACAGGAAGAGGGGUAAGGUGCCCACCCCACGGGGGUGCAUCACGCCCAGUGUGAGGGCCACCCCGGAUCAUCUCCCACCGGUGCUUCCUGCCCACAGGGAGCGGGGGACCUCCCGCCUGCCCAUUCUCCAGAUGGAGAAACCGGCCCUGGGAGUUGAAAUUUCUGGCCCAACGACAUUAAUCUGAAUGUUUUUUUUUGUUGUUUUUAAGGACGGUGUUUCGUGAGUAGCAGCGAUUGUUCCACCUUGCUGUUUUAAUAAAGAAUUCUAUUUUUACAUGA